This is a messenger RNA of Phascolarctos cinereus (koala), 1673 nucleotides long. RefSeq names its product CRK like proto-oncogene, adaptor protein (gene CRKL). The record is from RefSeq and is a predicted model, not a curated record. Gene Ontology annotation, molecular function: receptor tyrosine kinase binding; signaling adaptor activity. Gene Ontology annotation, cellular component: cytoplasm. Lineage: Eukaryota; Metazoa; Chordata; Mammalia; Diprotodontia; Phascolarctidae. Gene Ontology annotation, biological process: positive regulation of ERK1 and ERK2 cascade; enzyme-linked receptor protein signaling pathway; cell migration.
GCCCGGAGCGGCGGCGGCGGCGGCGGCGGCCAUGGCGGCGGCGCGCUUCGACUCGGCCGACCGCUCGGCCUGGUACGUGGGCCCUCUGUCGCGGCAGGAGGCGCAGGGCCGGCUGCAGGGCCAGAGGCACGGCGUCUUCCUGGUGCGCGACUCGUCCACUUGCCCCGGCGACUACGUGCUGUCCGUGUCCGAGAACUCGCGCGUGUCCCACUACAUCAUCAACUCGCUGCCCAACCGGCGCUUCAAGAUCGGCGACCAGGAGUUCGAGCACCUGCCGGCGCUGCUCGAGUUCUACAAGAUCCAUUACCUGGACACGACCACGCUGCUCGAGCCCGCGCCCAGGUAUCCAAGCCCAGCUAUGGGCUCUGCCUCAGCACCCAACCUGCCUCCUGCAGAAGAAAAUGUGGAGUAUGUGCGGACUCUCUAUGAAUUUUCUGGGAACGACCCCGAAGAUCUGGCCUUCAAGAAGGGUGAGAUCUUGGCCAUUGUUGAGAAACCCGAGGAGCAGUGGUGGAGCGCACGCAACAAGGAUGGGCAGGUUGGGAUGAUUCCUGUGCCUUAUGUAGAAAAGCUGGUGAGAUCUUCCCCUCAUGGCAAGCACGGAAAUCGGAAUUCCAACAGUUAUGGGAUCCCCGAACCUGCUCAUGCCUAUGCCCAGCCUCAGACAGCAAAUCCUCUCCCUGCGGUCUCCAGUCCUCCGGGGGCAGUGAUGAGCCCCCUGCCCUCCACCCAGAACGGACCUGUCUUUGCAAAAGCAAUUCAGAAGAGAGUGCCAUGUGCUUACGACAAGACUGCCUUGGCCUUGGAGGUGGGUGACAUCGUGAAAGUGACAAGAAUGAACAUCAACGGCCAGUGGGAAGGUGAAGUCAAUGGCCGCAAGGGGCUCUUCCCUUUCACACACGUCAAGAUCAUUGACCCUCAAAAUCCAGAUGAAAACGAGUGAUUUCUGUUACCCGUGUCUACUGCUGCUGCUACUGCUUCGUGUUCUGGCUCUCAUUAGUAGCAUCCUCUGAAAUGGGAUUCCAUUCUCUCUCACAGGCAAGCUAGGGAGCCUGGCCCAGCUCUCCAGCUUGCUUCCGUUCGGUGGUCUUUUCUACACAUCUGGAAUGCACACAGCUGGCAGCCUUCGGGCCUUGGGGUCGUCGCAGACUUAGCCAAUUGAGGACCUUUUUGGAUCUGAAGCUGGAAAGCCCGAGCAGAAACAUCCAGGCAAAAGGACAUUGAAGAGGAGAGGGGCUGUCUGCCCUCACUCGGAUGCUUUCUUGGCUUCAUCCGAUCAAAUUCAGUUGGAGAAAGAAAACAUUUGGCAAUUAUGCUUGAACUUGGUGCAUAGCUCGUCCUCAGUGAUAACGUGGUGUGCCAGCUUCAUCAUCUUUUUGAGGGGAAUUCAUGGAACUCAAGGAACAGGAGAGAAUUCUGUCCUGUCACAGUAGAAGCUGAAUUGGGACUUGGGGGAAGACUUACUGGAAUGUGUGUUCUGAACGGUCAUAAGUGACAAGUUUUCUCAGUACGAGGAAAUCUGCCUGCCUGUGAGCUUCUGAAGUGAAGUUUGUUUGACUUAAGAAAAAACUACACUGAAGCCAAGGCCUGUCUUUAUAUCACGUUUUCAUUGUUGUAAAUGGUAGCCUGUUUUGCCAUGUGCUGAACAAAAGGAAAAAAACCAUCAUAUUUAA